AUGAUGAUGAGCGGUGUUUUGACGAAGAGUGUAGCUGGUAAUAUUUGCAGGAGAGGCCUGGCAACAGCCGGAGCGGCGCCACGGUUGAAGACAUUUAAGGUUUAUAGAUGGAAUCCGGACAAACCAGCUGAGAAGCCACGUUUGCAGAGCUACCAAGUGGAUUUGGAUGACUGCGGACCUAUGGUCUUGGAUGCGCUUUUGAAGAUUAAGGAUCAACAGGAUUCUACGUUGACUUUGAGAAGAUCGUGCAGAGAGGGUAUCUGCGGGUCGUGUGCUAUGAACAUCGGAGGCAGAAACACGCUUGCCUGUUUGUGUAAGAUUGACCAGGAUCACACCAAGGACCUGAAAAUCUAUCCUUUGCCGCACAUGUACAUCGUCAAGGACCUUGUGCCGGAUUUGACGAACUUCUACCAGCAGUACAAGUCGAUCCAGCCGUAUUUGCAGCGCUCUACGUUCCCAGCGGACGGCAAGGAGGUGUUGCAGAGCGUUGAGGACCGCAAGAAGCUGGACGGGCUCUACGAGUGUAUCCUGUGUGCGUGCUGCUCGACCUCUUGCCCUUCGUACUGGUGGAACCAGGAGCAGUAUCUGGGCCCGGCCGUCUUGAUGCAGGCGUACCGUUGGUUGAUUGACUCCAGAGACGAAGCCUCCGCUGUGAGAAAGAGCAUGUUGCAGAACUCUAUGUCGCUGUACAGAUGCCACACCAUCAUGAACUGUACCAGAACGUGUCCAAAGGGGUUGAACCCUGGCUACGCGAUCGCUGAAAUCAAGAAGGCUAUGGCGACUGACUGA
Torulaspora globosa is the source of this 789-nucleotide messenger RNA. RefSeq names its product succinate dehydrogenase iron-sulfur protein subunit SDH2 (gene SDH2). Bases 1 to 789 code for a protein of 262 amino acids. Gene Ontology annotation, cellular component: mitochondrial membrane. Lineage: Eukaryota; Fungi; Ascomycota; Saccharomycetes; Saccharomycetales; Saccharomycetaceae. Gene Ontology annotation, molecular function: electron transfer activity; 2 iron, 2 sulfur cluster binding. The record is from RefSeq and is a predicted model, not a curated record. The transcript has a single exon. Gene Ontology annotation, biological process: aerobic respiration; respiratory electron transport chain; tricarboxylic acid cycle.